AUGAGUGACUCAUACUCGCGGUAUCAAAAAAAGCCUAAAGGGAUUCAUAAACCAUCUUCCUCUUCCAAUACUAACUCACGAUCUUCUGAUCGACGACUUGCUGCUGGCCGAGCUGCCGCUAGUUUUCUUCACGCUAAUAGUGAUACAGGGUUGUCACAGAAACUAUCUGUGGUAUCGCCCCAGUUUUCCUAUGUACAAUCUCAAAGAAAUGCUCCUGCAGAAAAGGCCAAAUACGAUCCAAAAUUGACGGUUGAGAGGAAGGUUGGUGAUCAUAAAUGGCAAGACAAAUCACUCUUGGAGUGGGAUCCCAAACAUUUCAGACUCUUUGUGGGGAACUUGGGUCCAGAUGCAAAUGAUGAAUUGUUAUACCGAUCCUUCGGAAAAUAUGAAAGCUUGUCAAAAUGUAAAGUUCCAAUGGAUAACAAGUCAGGCCAAAAUAAAGGGUACGGGUUUGUGGCAUUUGUUAGUGCUGAUGACUACUUUAAAGCGUUUAAGGAAAUGGAUGGUAAAUACGUUGGCCAGCAUCCCGUGAAGUUAAAAAGAGCACAGACAGAAAUUAAAGUAGUAAAGAAGAAUAAUAUUGGUAGAGGGAAGAAGAAAGGAAUGUGA
This is a messenger RNA of Saccharomycopsis crataegensis, 609 nucleotides long. RefSeq lists its product as uncharacterized. The record is from RefSeq and is a predicted model, not a curated record. Gene Ontology annotation, molecular function: mRNA binding. Bases 1 to 609 code for a protein of 202 amino acids. Lineage: Eukaryota; Fungi; Ascomycota; Saccharomycetes; Ascoideales; Saccharomycopsidaceae. The transcript has a single exon.